Molecule: messenger RNA, 2622 nt
Organism: Westerdykella ornata
Lineage: Eukaryota; Fungi; Ascomycota; Dothideomycetes; Pleosporales; Sporormiaceae
Product: pali-domain-containing protein
Exons: 3
Coding region: 230-2392 (720 amino acids)
Cellular component (GO): growing cell tip; plasma membrane; cell division site
Source: RefSeq, a predicted model, not a curated record
CUCCCAAUGCCACCGCCAUCAUCACUUGCCGCCCGCAUUCCGACACUCAUUCUCCACGCCCACCCCGUCUGAGCGCUUCGUCUGUCGCACCACCUCCGCAACACCAGACUUCCUUGCACGCCCACAAUACGCACCCUCGUACCGUUUGCACCACCUUGGACACCCGCUGUGACUGUCCACAACGGCCAGGGAGCCUCCGGUGUCCUUCCCUUCGCCGUCGGUCGCAAUCAUGCUUCGACCUGCUACUCCCUUAUCAAUUCUCUUCUUCACCGCCUUCGUGCUCCUCCUUCUCUCCACCCUCUCGACCCCCAUCAUCCGUGGGAUCCCCCUAGCCACUUUCCGAGGCGUCAAUUUUGGCGUGCUGGGUUACUGCAGAGGCAGCGAUUGCCAUGGGCCCAUGAUCAACUAUGACACGGAUGACCUUUUCCCUGAUGGUCCCGAUUCCGACUUCUCCCUCCCUGCUGCCGCACGGCAUUCGCUCUCUACGAUCCUUAUCGUCCACCCCGUCGCCGCUCUGCUGACGCUGAUUUGCUUCUCCCUCGCCGUGGCAGCACACUUCCACGCUCCCGCCCACUCCCCUCGCUAUCUUCUCGCCCUUCUCAUCCUCACCUUUCCUACGCUCCUCGUCUCGCUACUUGCCUUCCUGGUUGACAUUUUGCUGUUUGUUCCGCACCUGGCAUGGGGAGGAUGGAUUGUCUUGGGAGCUACUAUUCUCAUCGUCGCGAGCGGGGUGGUCACUUGUGCAAUGAGGAGGACUCUUGUCAGUCGGAAAGCAAGGAAGAGGCGCAUUGCCGAGAACGCAGAGAUGAAUGGGCAGAAUUACCAGGCGAGCCGCGCGGCUGUUACUGCACAAAGGGACACAUUUCCCCGCGCUGAAUCCCCCCCACCGCUAUCCGGCGAGACGGUGACCUUUGCGAAUGAUAAGAUGCCCGAGUACGCAGCGUAUGAGAUGCACAAAACGCAGAGCCAGGAUGAUACGACGCCGUUGAACGCCAGGAAUCCGUCGCUUAGGACCAACAGCAGCAAUGGUAGGGAGGGCUCUGACCGGUCCUAUGUAUCUCGAGCACCUUCUGGACGAGGUCGCCAGCCGGUAGACCAGUAUGGUAACCCUAUCCCGCCCUUACCGAGUGAAAGCUUUGUGAUGCAGAACGGCCCGCAUAUCGCAACCCCGCCGAAUCGAGGUGGACCUCAGAUGGGUGGCCGCGGACGGGGAGGAUAUCCGCCGCGAGGGGGUUAUGGGCCUCCUAGAGGAGGCUACGGACCUCCUCGAGGUGGUUACGGUCCACGUGGAGGAAUGCGAGGCCCCCCGCCGCCUGGAUGGAAUGGCAAUGGAAGAGGAGGCAUGCGUCCCGGUCCUGGUCCAGGAGGUCGUGGAGGGCCGCCUCCCCCAGGGUACAAUAACGGUUACUACGCGCAACAAGGCGUACCGAACCGGCGAGAGCCUUCUCCCUAUGGGGCCCCCCGAGGCAUGUCGCCCCCCGGACCAAGGGAAUCCCCCAAUGGUAUCGGUCAAGCCGUCCAGAUGGAUUCUCAAAAUGGAACCGUAGCUCCACCUCCAACUCAGAAUCUCAACUACGGGCUAAGAGAAAGCGACGACGAUGUACAGGGAAUGCUCGCCCUGCAACAGGGCGGUUUCCCAGCACAAGAACUCCCUCGCAGGAAUUCAGGGCCGAUGAGCCCUACCAGUGAUUACUCGCAAGAUGACGCCCAGUACGUCCCUGCCAGAACCAAUUGGCAGAACCCGAACAACCCAUCUGGUCAGACGCCGCCCACUACUAGUGGUAGCAAUGCCCGCGGACUUUCGCCCAUCCAAGACUCGCCCGUGGAGCUACCUGCCCAGUCGUCAGUCGUCGGUGCAAGAACGUCUGGCUACUUUGAGGAUGUGGAGCCCAGGUUUGCGGAGCCUGUUGGUCCUCCAGCUGGGCCCCUACCUUCUUCCUUAAUGCCCGGCGGCUUCUCCGCCUCCGCUCCCAACCUUCCUAAUUCUUCCUUGGGCACAGGUGAUCCAGGUCUCCUGCGGAAUCCCUCUUACGAUGACAUCCCAGAAGGUGCUCGCUCGCCUCGCUCGCCUGCAGCCUCGGACACCUCACACUUCACAUCUGUGUCGCAGCGUGGGAUCAACCCUAACUGGCGACCGCCACCCCCGGGUAUGGGCGACCCAGCGCUACCCGGACAGUAUCCGCCUUACGGUCGACGCCCCAUUCGUAAAGAAGACGUGAUACUCGAAGCCAAUGCCGCCAACCCCGAUUUCGCCGUCCCGGGCGCCGAAUUCGGACGUGGACGCGGUCGAGGCCGAGGCAAGGGCGGCAGAGGAGGUCCCGUUGCCCCAGCUACAAUGAAUAAUAUGGGUAUGGGCACUGCGGGAAGGUAUCCUGGCGCGGAUGCCAUAUAAACCAGCGCGGGAUGUAAGCGUACAGUUCAAUUCUUUUUGGAUCUUCUCGAGAUAGAGGCGGAUAUUUUAUUGUCACGGAUUUCCUCGACAGGAAUGUGUGUUAUGACAACACGUACACCGAUUUCUUCUUUGCAUUGCAUUCUCUUCUUCCGUACAAAAAAGUUACCCCUCGACCACAUGGGGUGGUAGGGGCAGGCACUGGUUACUACGUUUUCAUUUCUGGGAAACAU